Molecule: messenger RNA, 1726 nt
Organism: Benincasa hispida (wax gourd)
Lineage: Eukaryota; Viridiplantae; Streptophyta; Magnoliopsida; Cucurbitales; Cucurbitaceae
Source: RefSeq, a predicted model, not a curated record
AUGAACGAGCAAACGGUGGUUCCGUUCUUCCUCCUUGUGUUGCUCUUCGCCGGAAUGUCUUUUGCCCAGACUGCCACCACCGGCCGCUGGCAACUCCUGCAGGAAACGAUCGGCAUUUCAGCCAUGCACAUGCAGCUACUCCACAAUGAUCGUGUCGUUAUAUUCGACGGCGUCGAAUUCGGCCCGUCCAAUUUGUCAUUCCCCACAGCAAGAUGCACAAGAUCCGACGAUAUACGUGGAAACAGAUUCGACUGUACUGCUCAUUCUGUUGAGUACGACGUAGCCACCAAUACAUUCCGGCCACUCUCCGUUCAAACUGAUAUGUGGUGCUCGUCUGGUGGAGCCAUGCGCGAUGGCGCUCUCGUUCAAACCGGCGGUUUCAAGGCCGGAGACCGGACUGUCAGGAUCUUUAAACCAUGCCCAAGAUGUGAUUGGGAAGAGAUUCCAAUGGGGUUACUCACUCGUCGGUGGUAUGCCACCAACCACAUUCUCCCCGACGGCAGCCAAAUCAUCAUUGGCGGCCGGAAACAGUUCAACUAUGAAUUCUUUCCUAAACCUGCAGCGUUUUAUUGGCAACUGGCGAAGACUAAAUCUGAUCCAAAGGCAUAUAGUUUGCCGUUCUUGGCGCAAACCAACGAUGGCCAUACAGAAAACAAUCUGUACCCAUUUGUGUUUCUUCAUAUCGAUGGAAGCUUGUUCAUCUUUGCAAAUAAUCGAGCGAUCUUAUUCGACUAUUCCAAGAACAAGGUUCUCAAAACCUUCCCAGAAAUUCCAGGCGGCGAUCCAAGGAAUUACCCGAGUACUGGAUCGGCGGUGAUUCUUCCAUUGAAUUUGCAGGCGAAAUUGAUUGAAGUUGAAGUAAUGGUAUGCGGUGGAGCUCCGAAAGGAGCUCACAGAAAAGCCCGCAGAAGAGUUUUUGUUGAAGCAUUAAACACAUGUGCAAGAAUCAAAAUUACCAAUCCAAAUCCUAAGUGGGUUCUUGAGAUUAUGCCACUUUCUCGAGUUAUGGGCGACAUGUUGUUACUUCCAAACGGCAACGUUUUGUUGAUCAACGGCGGGUCGUUUGGGACCGCCGGCUGGGAACUUGGCCGGAAUCCGGUUCUUAACCCGGUUCUUUACCUACCCAAUAACCCACCCGGUUCAAGAUUCGAAUUGAAUGACCCAAGUACUACCCCUCGUAUGUAUCAUUCGACGGCGAUCUUACUUCGUGAUGGCCGGAUUCUCGUCGGCGGGAGCAAUCCGCAUCCGAGUUACAAUUUCUCUAGCGUUCUGUUUCCGACGGAACUUAGCUUAGAAGCAUUUCAUCCUUCAUAUCUUGACCCUGAAUUGGCAGCUUUGCGUCCCACAAUAAUAACACCCAUAUCCCAAAUCAUGCUUUUUCAUGGACAGAGAUUCAAGGUGGGGUUUACAGUGAUCAAUGAAUUGGAUCCAACGAAAGUCUCGGUCACCAUGUUGGCUCCACCGUUCAAUACGCACUCGUUCUCGAUGAACCAAAGGCUGUUGGUGCUAAGCGGUGGCAAUGUGACGAUGAGCGUAUGGCCGGAUCUGAUGUAUGAAGUCGAUGUUAACGUUCCUGUUUAUGGUAAUAUUGCACCGUCUGGGUUUUAUAUAUUAUUUGUUGUUCAUCAAUCCGUUCCUAGUGAGGGAAUUUGGGUCCAAAUAAUUUGAUAAUUGACGUUCUUGUUUCAUUUUUUUUUUUAAUUUCAUAUUUUGAAUCUUUUUGUUA